AUGGUACAAGAACAGAAAGGAGAAACAUCCAGUGGCAUGUAUACUUACAAGCAUCAUGGUGACAAGGGAGUUGAUAUCCAUGAGAUUUUCGUUAAGAAGAGCAGAACCCGUGUUCUGCUGUCAUACUGUGGCCUCAUUUUACUUCUAGCAAUUGUCUGCCGAUCAUUGCUGGGAAAGGAAAAGUUGUGUCUUCAGUCAGUGUGGAGUGUUACCUUUGGAAUUCUGGUUGCGAAAUGUUUGCAAUACAAACCAGUGAAGAAAGAGUCGGUAGUGAUAAUGCCAUCUUUUGGGGUUCAGCUAGAAAUACAUUUUUGGAGCGGAAGAGUUGACCGUCAUUUUGUGCCAAUUGGCAAGAUUCUAAAGCCACUGCUGAACGAGUGUGUGACACCUGUGACCUGUUACUGGAGCUUGGCGUCGCUUCUGCGUGAUGAGGAGGAGCUCAAGCUAGUUUUCCAGAAAUUCCGCCCACCUGUCAAAAUGUUGGUCCCUAUCUGGAGAGCUCUCUGCGCAUUCACAGAUUCUGAAUGCACAAGCCGGCAUUCUGCAGUUUCUAAACCGAACCGUUCAGAAGCGUGA
This is a messenger RNA of Triticum turgidum subsp. durum (durum wheat), 576 nucleotides long. The record is from the annotation of a GenBank genome assembly. Lineage: Eukaryota; Viridiplantae; Streptophyta; Magnoliopsida; Poales; Poaceae.